AUGAAACCUUACACCUAUAUACAUCGUGUGUCUUAGUUGGAUGACAUGGAUGAUAACUCAGUGUUAUCUAAAUCGAAGUUGCAUGGAUUCUACUAUUAUGUAUAUAUGUUGGGAAUCUAUUACCUAUUUGAUCUCAUCUAUUUUAAUUAGUUGGGUACUAUAUUAGCAAAUUCAUCAACGGUAUCUGCAAUACGUAAGGAGGGCAUUUUAAUGUUAAUCUGGGCUGUUUAUUCAUUCACAUAUCCAUACACAGUUUACUUUGCCCAUAAAUUUGGUUAGAAACUGUUGGUAGCAUUAUUUAUAUCACUUCCCUUUAUGAUAUUUCCGUGGGUUACUAUUAAUUAUAAAUUGGGCUUUAUACCUGGAGCCUUCGUAGGUAUAAUGGCAAAUAUUGGAUUUAUGAAGGAAGUUUCAUACAUCAAACAUUGUAAAAAGCCAAUUGGAUUGUGGGAAUUCUUUGUUUAUAUGAUUACUCCUGCUUUGGUAUUCUAUCACGAUUACCCGAAAACAAAGAAGAUAAGAUUAGUUUAUUGUUUAGCGAAGUUAUUUAAUAUAGUUUAUUUUAAUAUCCUCGGUGCAGUAAUAAUAGCUAAGCACAUAGAACCAUCAAUAAUUGGAACUUAAGAUUAUGUGCUGUAAACAAUAUUGUUAAUAUUCCCUUUGGCUAUAUUUUGGAUCUUGCUUUUCUUCCUGACAUUUGAGAACAUUUUAAAUUUAUUGGCUGAAAUAACUUAUUUUGGUGAUAGAGAAUUCUACCAUGAUUGGUGGAAUGCAACAACCUUUGAGGAAUUCAAUGCAAAAUGGAAUACAGUAGUAUAUGCUUUUUUGCAUACUCAUGUAUAUUUGUAAUUGCAAGAAUGGAAAGUAUCUCGUGUAUGGUCAAAGAUACUGACUUUUGCAUUUUCCGCCUUGCUUCAUGAGAUAAUUUUGAUAGCAGUUUUACGAUAGUUUACACCUUUUAUGACAUUCAUAAUGCUGUUACAAGUGCCAGUAAUGAUGGUUUUGAGAUUCCUUAAGAAUACAAGGAUUGGACUAAUUUAUUUUUGGUUCAGUCUUUUACAUGGAGUUCCAAUUAUCGCCAGCUAUUACGUAUUGAUUUGA
Paramecium tetraurelia is the source of this 1101-nucleotide messenger RNA. RefSeq lists its product as uncharacterized. The transcript is spliced from 3 exons. NCBI's taxonomy places the organism in Eukaryota, Ciliophora, Oligohymenophorea, Peniculida, Parameciidae. The record is from RefSeq and is a predicted model, not a curated record. Gene Ontology annotation, cellular component: endoplasmic reticulum membrane.